UUACGUUUACAAGUCCUCCCGUCACUCGGCUUUCGGAUUCGGAGUGAUUUUCUAUCCAAGAACCAAGAGUUUAGUUUAGUUUUAGGUUGCUCUCAGUUCGCGUGCGUUGGCGCUACGGAUACGGCUCCGGAUCCUAUAAUCUGAUUCAUAAACCUAGUGAAAUAUUUUAUCCUUAUUUUUGUUUUAUCUUCUUCUGAACGUCAACAAAAUAUACUUUCGGAACCAUUGAACAUUUUUAAUUGGACUUAUUGUUUAAACAAAUGGUGCAGUAAAGGAGGCCGCCGAUUCUAUUUUCAUAUAACAACACAAAAAUAUAGCCAAAGGGAUCUUCCCCAACUUUCAUGAACUACAACAUGAACACCGCAAAAGUCGUAGUAAUUGGAGCUGGACCUUCGGGCAUAGCAGCUGCCACAAAACUCCUUGAGCUUGGCUUCCAAAAAGUGAUGGUUAUCGAGGCGGAAGAUCGUAUCGGUGGUCGAAUACACACAAUACCCUUCGGAGACAAUGUGAUAGACUUAGGCGCCCAAUGGUGUCAUGGUGAAAAGGACAAUAUAGUUUACGAACUCGCUAACAAGCACAAUCUUCUAGAAUCAACUGGUGAUGUCUACGAGAACUAUGAAUGCAUCCGGUCGAAUAAAGAAAUCGUUCCGGUCAAAGUAAGUCAGCGUUUAAAAGACAUUGUCAAUGAUAGUUUAGUGACGAGAAAAGUGGAUCUUAUAGGCUACAAUGAGUCUUUGGGUAGUUACAUUUCCAAAUUCUUUUUUGAAGAAUUACAAAGAACUGAAAAUUCGGACAUUGAUCUGGAAAUAGCAAAAGAGUUCUUCGAAAACUAUCAGAAAUUCGAAAAUUCCGUCGAAGCUUCCGAUUCGUUGAGUGAUGUCUCGGGGAAGGGUUAUCUUGAGUACUGGGAUUGCGAAGGUGAUAUUCUAUUGAACUGGAAAGACAAAGGUUACUUGAAAUUCUUACAGUUGUUAAUGGGCUGUGAUGAAACGGGCACAGAACUAGGAGUGCUCGAUCAACGAGUGCUUUUGGGAAAACAAGUGACUCAGAUAAAUUGGAAUGAUGGAGAGAUUCAAAUUAAGUGUGAAGAUAAUAAGAUAGUCGAAGCUGAUCACGUUAUAGUGACAGUUUCGUUGGGAGUGCUAAAAGAAAAGCACUCGAAACUUUUCGACCCAAAGCUGCCAUUGCAAAAAGUUCGAGCCAUAGAAGGUAUUGGCUUCGGAACUGUCAAUAAGAUUUUCAUCGAGUUUCCCGAACAGUUCUGGCCAAAUGAUUGGACAGGGUUUGCAUUGCUCUGGAGGCAAGAAGACCUCGACGAGAUACGAGGUACGAAUCGGGCCUGGUUGGAGGAUGUUUUUGGCUUCUAUGCUGUGAGCUACCAGAGCAGAAUUCUAAGUGGUUGGGUGAUUGGAGAGAGUGGACGGCAUAUGGAGACUUUGCCCGAAGAUGAAGUGCUAAGUGGUUGUAUGUACCUUUUCAGGAAGUUCCUCAAAUGGGAAAUUCCUACGCCUGUGAAUUUCAAGACUUCAGCUUGGUUUAUAAAUGAAAACUUCCGUGGUUCAUACUCAUUUCGAUCUGUGUUGACGGAGAAAUUAGACGCUUGGGCAAGUGACUUGGCAUGUCCAUUGAAGGACUCCAACCAAAUUCCAGUUGUUCUAUUUGCUGGAGAAGCAUCAAGCGAUCAUUACUAUUCAACAGUCCAUGGAGCAGUUGAAGCUGGAUGGCGUGAGGCCCAGAGACUUGCCGAUUUCUAUAAUAAUGACAUUCUGAAAUCACAAUUAUAACACGCUAAGGGCUUUAAGCGUUAAAAGUGAUAAUGAUGAUGAUAAGAACGAGUUGUUUAUUAUUCUUUGAGAAUUCCGAAAAAAUAGGUACCAGAGGAAAUGCUUUUUUUAAAAGAGGCUACUUGUUUUUUUGAGCACUAGAUUUAACUUUAUAUGAAUUUUUCAAUACAAAAAAAUACUAUACAAUAAUAUUGCAUUGAAAUUGUGGCCUCUUACUCCAUAUUGACAAAUGACCUUGAAUUUAUAUAAACACCAAGGAAAAAUAAGAGCUUGACAAAUGUUGGAAUAUCUCAAAGAACUUAAAUUCCGGAUAAUGCUAGCAGCGUUUAAGGUCCUGAACAAGACAAUUUUUUUGACAUGGCAAAAUGUUUAUAGAUAAUAUUUAUUCAAUUUUUUUCAAUUUAAUUAGGAACCGAACAAAUUAAUGUAACAAUAUUGUAUAAAAUUUAUUGCAGUCUAUUGCUCAAUCAAAAAAAAAAAAGAAACGCUAAUUUAUUUAUAAAAGAAACAUAAAAAAAACAGAAAUAAAGACGUUUA
This is a messenger RNA of Eupeodes corollae, 2321 nucleotides long. RefSeq names its product spermine oxidase. Lineage: Eukaryota; Metazoa; Arthropoda; Insecta; Diptera; Syrphidae. The transcript has 3 exons. Bases 342 to 1784 code for a protein of 480 amino acids. Gene Ontology annotation, molecular function: polyamine oxidase activity. The record is from RefSeq and is a predicted model, not a curated record.